AUGGAGCCGCCAAUGGGGCCGCAACCAGCACCGAAGACAUUUGUGCUUUGCUUUGAUGGCACCGGUAAUAAGUUCUCAGGAGACGAAUCCGAUAGCAAUGUUUUGAAAAUCUUUCGUAUGCUCGACCGUAGUCGCGGCCAUCAAUUUCACUACUACCAGCCCGGGAUUGGGACAUACGUGACAUCGACUUCCCUUUCUAGUUCCGGUACGGUCCAUCGCAUUCGAUCGGCUUACUUGAAAGCCAAAGAUUCCGCCAUAGGCUCCUCCUUCGACCAACAUGUCAUGGGCGGAUACAAGUUCCUGAUGCGAUACUACAUUCCCGGUGAUGAUAUCUACUUCUUCGGUUUUAGCCGCGGCUCAUACAUCGCGCGCUUCUUGGCUGAGAUGCUAGAUUAUGUUGGUCUUUUAGAGGCGGGGAAUGAAGAAUUAAUUCGCUUCGCUUGGAAGACAUUUGCAAAAUGGCAGCAGAGAAGUGGCCAAUCGGAAGAGGAUCAAGAGGAGAAGAGGAAACUCUUCAACUACAUGAAGGCUUUUCGCGAGACGUUUAGCCGCCCGAUCAGUCGGAUUCGCUUCAUGGGGCUUUUCGACACGGUCAACAGUGUUCCACGCUUCGAGUCCGCUUGGAUGCAACGAAGCAAAUUCCCAUAUACAGCGCGAAGCUCUGCUCGUGUUAUUCGACAUGCAGUUGGCAUUGAUGAGCGCCGGGCCAAAUUCCGCCAGGAUCUAAUUUCAGAGGCGAAACCGUGGCAUCGGAGUCCCAAGCAUCGCGACCACUACCUGAGGAACCACAUGCAUCAUCUUUACCAUGAUAACCGUGGGAAGCAAGAUGAUGUGCCUAAGAUUACUCUAAACAAUAAUGACAACGGCGUUAGUCUCGAACAAUCGGAAAUGGAAGAAAAAGAAGAGAAACCAGCCCCGCGACGGGGCCGCGAAGAGACCGACUCUGUCUAUCGAACACCCCGCGGUUCCAGUGCCGGCAGUUCAAGAAAUGUGGAUCGUUACCGUCCACCUUCUCCAGCUAGGAAUUGGAAAACAGCCAACUCCAACCUUGGCGUGCCGGAAAUUAACGCACCCGCGGAUGAUAAUGGGUCAACAAACAGCGAAGUUACAUCCUUACAGAUUCCCCACGAACUGGGUGAAAACGACGAGAACGAGCAAGAUAUCCGGGAGAUCUGGUUCCCAGGAGGGCAUGCCGACAUUGGGGGUGGUUGGAAACUCGAGAAGGGAGAGUCUUGGGCUCUCAGCCAUGCGCCAUUGGUCUGGAUGGUGCAAGAGGCACAGAAAGCAGGACUCAGUUUUGACGUCAAAAAGAUGAAGCAAUUUGAAUGCUGCGAAGAAUAUGUGGCUGACUACUCUCCCAUCCAUGAGUAUGAACAUGAACCGGAUUGGUGUGUAGACGCCAGUCAUGGCGUCAGCGAGAAUGGCAAAAGGCGAAUCGCAAGCACGCCCUCGGGGAGAGAUAAUGAACGAAAUGUGAGUCGGGCACUUCAUCGCUUCCUGGAUGCUCUCGAAGACUCCAGUAUGAAGGGCGUGCUGCAUGAUUGUCUUGAAUAUGGCGCGGGCCUCCCAUGGUCGUCCGUGCUAUCCUGGCGAAUCAUGGAGUAUCUCCCAUUUCGACGAAUGGAUCUACAGCCCGACGGAUCGUGGAAACCCAUCCGCUGGCCCCUCCCUUGUGGGGAGGUUCGAGAUAUCCCUGAGGGUGCGGAAAUUCACGUGUCAGCCAUUCGUCGUCUGAAACACGACCCAAAGUACCGCCCUGGAAAUCUGAUUAUUGGAGGCGGUGGACGUGGAGUGAGAGUCGCUCCAGCAGAGUAUGGCAUUGGCGAAUGGAUUGUUUACAGGGACGAAGGCGACCCUGUUCGGGAGACGUAUAUACGGAAAACAGCAUCCAGACAGGCGCAAGAAAACGGGAGUGGGUAG
Molecule: messenger RNA, 1920 nt
Organism: Talaromyces atroroseus
Lineage: Eukaryota; Fungi; Ascomycota; Eurotiomycetes; Eurotiales; Trichocomaceae
Exons: 2
Coding region: 1-1920 (639 amino acids)
Source: RefSeq, a predicted model, not a curated record